This is a messenger RNA of Cydia fagiglandana, 889 nucleotides long. Its product is annotated as ommochrome-binding protein-like. The record is from RefSeq and is a predicted model, not a curated record. The coding region runs from base 22 to 870 and encodes 282 amino acids. Lineage: Eukaryota; Metazoa; Arthropoda; Insecta; Lepidoptera; Tortricidae. The transcript has 2 exons. Gene Ontology annotation, molecular function: protein binding.
ACAAUUAUCACGUUAGUUGUCAUGAACACGCGGAUUCAGACGCUAAUCAUGAAGCUCGUUGUUCUAAUAUCAAGUCUAGUCAUCGUACAAGCUGGAGUUACAAAGCGAGACGCCCAGUGCGAAGGACCUCUUGUAAACGGAGUUCAACACAGCAAAGACGUACUUAAAACUGACCUCGACAGGCCGUACCUACUUACCACAGAUUUCAGCAGUAACACGCUUUAUUUCAGCUACACCAUAAAAGGUGAAGAAGAAGGCUCCAAAUCUGCCAAGCUUAAUUUAAACACUGAAGAAUUCACUGAUAUAGAUGGCGUCCCAAACGGCUUUGCCCAAGCGGUAGACGAAAGCACUCACGAGGUUUAUAUCGGUGGAAGUGAUGGCAUAUAUAAAUAUAAACCAAAUGCAGACAAAGCUGAUUUUUUCGGAGCUAACGGCACUGAUAUUUGGACGAUAUACUACAAGGAUGUGCUCUACUUUUCUAUUUUUCCAUCUCAGUUCCUGUACACGUAUGUUGACGGUGAAAUAACAAGGUUCAAAGAUCUGGAGGAAACUCUCGUAGAUAGUUUUCUUAUUGACAAUGAAAAUACGCUGUUUUUCUCAAACAGUUCCGGUUUGUACAGUCAAAAGAAAGGCACGAAAGAUGCGAUUAAUAUAUCUGGUGAAGAAAUACGCAUUAGAGGACUGACUAAAAAUAAAGAUGGUGAUGUCUAUGCUUGCGCUCAAGAUGGUAUUUACUCUGUGGAUAAAACGCAGCAUUCUUUAGAGAAAUAUGUGGACAUUGAUGAUGCUUUUGGUGUGGCAUUUGACAAUCAGAAUAACUUGGUGUACGCUGAUGCGACAAGUGUUGUGAAACUUACACCUUGCAAAUGAAUAAACUCUUUUAAAUACC